Messenger RNA from Cinclus cinclus, 2564 nucleotides. It is a transcript of the gene DUSP15, whose product is annotated as dual specificity phosphatase 15. Gene Ontology annotation, molecular function: protein tyrosine/serine/threonine phosphatase activity; protein binding; DNA-binding transcription factor activity, RNA polymerase II-specific. Gene Ontology annotation, cellular component: nucleus. The record is from RefSeq and is a predicted model, not a curated record. Gene Ontology annotation, biological process: protein dephosphorylation; regulation of transcription by RNA polymerase II; immune system process. The transcript has 17 exons. The coding region runs from base 1 to 2238 and encodes 745 amino acids. NCBI's taxonomy places the organism in Eukaryota, Metazoa, Chordata, Aves, Passeriformes, Cinclidae.
AUGGGGAACGGCAUGAGCCAGAUCCUGCCUGGCCUCUACCUUGGGAACUUCGUUGAUGCCAAAGACCUGGAGCAGCUAAGCCGGAACAAGAUCACCCACAUUGUUUCAAUCCAUGAAUCCCCCCAGCCCUUGCUGAAGGACAUUACCUACCUCCGCAUCCCCCUGCCUGACACCCCUGAAGCCAACAUCAAGAGGCACUUCAAGGAAUGCAUCAGUUUUAUCCAUCAGUGUCGCCUGCAUGGAGGGAACUGCCUCGUCCACUGCCUCGCUGGCAUCUCCCGCAGCACCACCGUGGUUGUUGCCUACGUCAUGGUUGUCACGGAGCUGAGCUGCCAGGAGGUGCUGGAUGCCAUCCGAACCAUCCGGCCCGUCGCCAACCCCAACCCCGGCUUCAGGCAGCAGCUGUCUGAGUUCGGCGGCAGCGCAGCCCGCAAGGUCCGCAAGCACCUGAAGCAGAGGUAUGGGAUGUCCCCUUUCAAUGACGAGGAAGAAAUAAAGGCCUUGCUGCCAGCAGGGAGAGAAGGAACGUCCAGGACAGAGGGAGCUGUGCAAGGACUGGUCCCAAGAGCCAGAGAUAUGAGGAGCACAAGUCCCUUCCUGCUGCGGGUGAAGAGGACGUUCUCCUGCAUCCCGAUCCCCCGGGGCCUGCGUCAGCAGGCGGCUGCCACACCACAUGAAAUCCCCGGCCAGCCGAUAAAACAUCCCGGCGGGCUGGGGCUGAACAAACGAGCCGGGGGCUGCGAUUAUCUCCCGGCCUUGGAUCAUCCAGAGCCCUCCAAGACAGACGUGAGCAUUAGAGCAGAGGAGAUAUUUGAGAGAUGUGGACAUGUGACUGUUCACACCACCCUGGAAACCCCGUGCUCUUCCCGCAGCUCCCUGCAGUUCCCCACACCCAUGGAAACCGGCGGCGUGGGCCGGGAAAGGGAAAGUGAAAGCAAAAGCCGCUUUCGGUUUCGUCGCCGGGCCGCGAUGGCGGAGCCGGGGUCGCCCAUGCGGCUGAAGGAGUGGCUGAUCGCACAGAUCGACAGCGGCCGGUACCCGGGGCUGCGCUGGGAGAAUCGGCACCGAACGCUCUUCCGCAUCCCCUGGAAGCACGCAUCCAAGCAGGAUUACCGGCAGCAGGAGGAUGCUGCGCUCUUCAAGGCUUGGGCUGUCUACAAAGGAAAGUACCACGAAGGGACGGACAAAGCUGACCCCUCCACCUGGAAGACGCGGCUGCGCUGCGCCCUCAACAAGAGCACCGACUUCCAGGAGGUGCCCGAGCGGAGCCAGCUGGAUAUCUCCGAGCCUUACAAGGUGUACCAGAUCGUGACUGACAGAGUUUGUGAUGCAGAGGACAGUGACACACAGUCCCCAGGCAGUGAGGAUCAGCAGGGCAGCACUGCAGGGAGUCCGAAGAAGGAGGAAAGCCAGAAGGACAUGCUGGAGAGUGCUCAUGUGUCUCCACAGCCCUGGCUCUCUGGCCACCACACCGAGCGAGGGUGCCUUGUGAGGGGAGUCUUCUAUGGCUGGAGCCCGACCCAUGGCCAGCUCCUUCACGGACCCCCAUCCUACCUCCCUGUGGAGAAUGUCAACAAUUCAGACUGCUGGCUCCACAUCCGCCUGUACUACUGUGGUGUGCUGGUGAAGGAGAUGACCACUCGCACAGCCGAGGGCUGCCGCAUCACCACCAGCACCGUGCCGGCCGACAGCGAGCACCUCUAUGGCCCCUCCUGCAUGGAGCAGAUAAAAUUCCCCCCACCACAGGUGCUCAGUGGCCAUGGCCACGUGGCCUGCAUGACCGACGUGCUGGAGCGGCUCUUGCCCCACCUGGAGCGUGGGGUGCUGCUGUGGGUAGCACCUGAGGGGGUCUUCAUGAAGCGCCAGUGCCAGGGCAGGGUGUACUGGAACGGGCCACUGGCCCCACACAAGAACUGGCCCAACAAGUUGGAGAGGGAGAGGACUUACAAGCUGCUGGACACACAGCAGUACCUACAGCAGGUUCGGGAGUACCUGAGCAACGGGCAGAUCAUUCCACAGUACCAGAUCUACCUGUGCUUCGGGGAGGAAUACCCCACCAGAGCUGGGCACCCCUUCCAGAAGCUCAUCAUGGCUCAUGUGGAGCCAGUGUUUGCACGGGAACUCUUCCAUCAUGCCCAGCGCUUGAGGCCGACACUGCUCUGCAAUUCCCCCCAGCCCUGUUCCCCUGGCACAUCCAGCCAUGUUCUCCAUGUCCUCAAACAGUUCUGCCAGCCCUGAACUGGAUGGGAUGGAAGAGCCCAUUUGCCAUAAAGUCUCAGAGUGGGAGGCUGUGAGCCCUGUGACUGCACUCCAGCUGCAUGUCCCAAGGCAGAGUGCUCAGGGUGCUCAGUGUGCAGGACCAGACAAGGACAGAUAUUAGCUGGGGUGGGCAGAUGCUGCUGCCCCUGUGAUUGAUGUAUUUAUUUGCCAGGAGUCCCCCAGGUGGGAUUUGUUUUGUGCCUGUUCAGCAAGCCAGGGCAGACCUGGCUCUGUCCUUGAACCUUGCGCUGCCAGGACUCGCUGUUGCAAACCUUGGAAAUAAAGGUUGUGUUUUCGUAUUGGUA